Molecule: messenger RNA, 1117 nt
Organism: Lasiosphaeria miniovina
Lineage: Eukaryota; Fungi; Ascomycota; Sordariomycetes; Sordariales; Lasiosphaeriaceae
Exons: 3
Coding region: 221-1102 (293 amino acids)
Source: RefSeq, a predicted model, not a curated record
CGCCGUCACCGCUCCUGUCUUCUCGACUAGUUACCCGCAGUCCCGUGCCCUCGAUCUGUGACUUGGAGACCCCUUAUCCGCCUUCCUCGCCGACUCCCCAGUCCUCGGGAUCUCCUACUUCCUACUACGAUGUCCUCGCACCCGAACAGAGUCGACGGCGAAGUCCUCAAGUACGGUACGAAAGGAAUACCUCAAGAAGAAGUGGCUUGGUAACUGCCGUAUGCAGAUAACUCGCUGGGCGACUGAUCUCCUUGUCGAACAACACCGAAGGAUUACUUUCCCGACUGCGAAGACCCCCGGCCGACCACUUCCUCCCUGUACUGAGCAGUUCAGUAGUCAGUAUGGCCUACCUUGCGCGCACAUGUUGCUAGAAAGGUUUGAAGAAGAUCACGAAGACGGCGUGUUGGUUAAUCCUAUUGACUGCGACCGCACCUGGCAUCUCAAGAAACACCGAGAUGCGGAAAAUCGGUAUCUACGACUUCAACAACCUGACAAGGCGGUCGCCAAAGGCCGCCCGACCAACCAGGGCGGUCCGUUCGGGAAUGAAGACAUCCUACCACCUGUUGAGCCGCCGGCGCCGAAGACAAAGACUACAGCCCGGAGCGGCACGAUUUCUCGGGACGCGCGGCGUUACUAUUCGCAGUUUGAACUCGCCGGGCCGAGUCUUGAAGAGCAGGAUGAACAAGAUGAACAAGAUGAAGAAGAGCUGGAGGUUGACUCGGACUGCAUCGUCGUCACUGCAGUGCCAAGUCCAAAGAGAGGUCGAAAGAGGAAGGCAACAACACAACAGAGAGGUAAAGGAAAGAAAAGAAAGACAACGAAGACUGCGAAGACUACGAAGACUGUGAGCCGGCCUGCACGGGUGACCCGGCAUAUCACCCGGGCGAGCCAGGCUAAGACCCCAGGCCCUGAUCCUCACAUUAUGGAUGUAGCGGAGUGGCAGGCCCGCAGGGUUCAACGCCGUCAAGCUUGGGAGAAUGCAGCUCAUACUAAAGAAGAGAAUGAGGACUUCGAUUCCGGGGAUGAAGAUGACCCUUUUCCUCGUAAGAAAAGGGACGAAGAAGAGGGCGAUGACGACGAUGACCCGGACUAUGUUUACUAGGUUGCUAGAUUGAUA